AAGGAUCCGGAACGUGCCCAUAUAUUUCCCAGACUGCAGCAGGAACAACAGGAAGUGUACAGCUUGGCUAAGGAGUUUCUCGCUAAGUGUACUUUUUCAAACAGGGAUGACGUGUUCAUUAGAAAAUGUGUUGUCAGACGCCAAGUCGUUGGUGGAAAGACUUCGCAGCCAUGACAAUGCAGCGGAGGUACUUAUUGAACAGACAACGUCCCUUAACAAGAGGGUGGAGGCCAUGAAACAGUAUCAGGAGGAGAUUGAAUCGCUGAACCAGGUGGCCCGGCAUCGGCCCCGUUCCAACCUCGUCAUGGGCAUCCAGCAGGAAAACCGGCAGAUCCGUGACCUACAGCAGGAAAACAAAGAGUUGAGAACAUCCCUGGAGGAACACCAGUCGGCCAUAGAGCUCAUCAUGACUAAAUACAGGGAGCAGGUCUUCAGACUCCUCAUGGCCAGUAAGAAGGACGACCCAGCCAUCGUCACCCAACUAAAGGAGCAGCACUCCACAGAAAUGCAAGUGCACAUAGACAAGAUCAACGAGAUGGCUACGGUGAUGAGGAAGGCAAUCGAAGUGGACGAUGGGAGGUUGUGUGAAGACGAGGAGAGGAUCAAGCAACUAGAGCUGGAGAACAGUGGUCUUCGUGAGCUGCUAGGGAUCAGUCGAGAGGCCUUCCUAGUUCUGACGAGAGAGGAGGCCUCGGAUAACACAUCCCUGUCUGCCCUGUUGACCAGCGCCGACAUCAGCCUCCGGAAGAGUUAGGCCCACACCAGCUUGGAGAGACUGUAUAUAUAUAUAUAUAUAUAUGCCCCCCGCCCAGCCAGACUCCCAGAGGGCACUCAACAACGAACGAUGCCCCAGGUCUUACUGCCACAAUGCAGGAGGAAGCCUCGGUGACAAAUGGGAAAAUCCUCCAGCUACAGCAGUUUAGUCGGUCAUGCCUUUUUAGUCUUGGCAUGCAUUAUGCUGCCUGAUGAGGCUGUGGGUUUUUAGAGUGUGAAUGAGUGAAAGUAAGUGCUGCUCUUGAAUGACAAUAAAACACUUGAAAGAAA
Messenger RNA from Coregonus clupeaformis (lake whitefish), 1044 nucleotides. RefSeq names its product FGFR1 oncogene partner 2 homolog. The record is from RefSeq and is a predicted model, not a curated record. Lineage: Eukaryota; Metazoa; Chordata; Actinopteri; Salmoniformes; Salmonidae. The transcript is spliced from 6 exons. Bases 107 to 754 code for a protein of 215 amino acids. Gene Ontology annotation, biological process: response to wounding.